AUGGCUGCUUACAUGUACACCUCUGCCACUGGCAACAAUUGGGACGAUGAUGAUGACAACUUUAACAUCGAUACCUACAAAGCCAUAGCCGACUACUUAGUGCCCACCAUCGAUGACUUUGGUCUCCUACAACACGCACCCGGCAUUGCUGAAGAGGAGGACCACGAAAUCAAGCAGUUCGCCGCGCCAGCAGCUCUCAAGUCCACCGAUAAGUACGAUUCGGUUCCUUGUUACCAGUGGCCAUCACCCGCCCAAGCAGCUGCAGAGCUCUGGAGCAAGGACGAGCAUCGCCGCCCUGCCUAUGUCGAGAUGAGCCACGACGGCGAUUCCACCUAUUCUGAUCGGCGCUACAACUACAACACCAAUUGGCUGAGUACCAAGGUCAGCAUGUGCCGUAGCAUGAAGAUUCCGAUUAUGAUGAAGCCGUCCCCUCUUCAGCAGUCGAUGACCUGGGAAGAAGAUAGCAAGGGUGAGUACAUCAAGGAUGCCAGUUUGCUAUUUGCCUCGACAUCAUCACCGGCGCUAUCUCAAGAUAGUCAUUCCGAAUAUGGACAAGACGGGCCAUUCACCCCGCCCGAUUCACCAUCCAUGGUACUUGUUGGUGGGUGGAAGGACAGAGUUGAAGAACCAGGUAGAUUCAUUGAGACAUCUGGCUGCAUGUUGAUUCAUACCGAUCAGUACGAUCCCGUAACUGCUGCCAUCGAUAUCCCCACCAAUUUCGAAAAGCUGGACGAAGUUGAGAUCUCGCACGAGUUUGUCGACUUCAACCAUAUGUCGGAUACUCUCCUUAUCUCGGACAUUUUGGGCGACGCUACGAGCAAAACACAACACCCAUAUUACGAUCAGACUAGUAUGCAGACGGAAAUGGAGGUCGGCAAGCCACAAUCUAACUCAACCUCAGGCUCUCUCACAUCUUACACGCCACCCGAUUCGCCUUCUCUCAGCAAGGUCGAAGAAGAAGCGAUGUGUGGCAAUCCCACCGCUUCUUCAAUUGCAGGCGAAGAUGGUGGUCGCGUUCGCCGAGAUCCCAUGGUCGACCUCACAAUAGUGAACGCCAUGACCCACAACCUCAUCACCAUCGUCGAGGCCACUCUAGCUGACCACGAGAUCGGCAAUGUAAACAUUGAGGAAGUCACCACGAAGACUCUCGUCCCUGUAUCAGGUGCAGAGUACUGGAUCUGUGGCGAUGUAAUCGACAUUCACAACAAAGUCUUCGGGCUUAUUGAAUUCGUCAAGGCUGCAAAAGUCACCGCGGAGGUUAACGUGACCGCCGUUGAAACCGCCCGCAUGGCCGUAUCCGAUGCAGAAAUUCGGAUCAACCAUAUUGCUGAAGACUACAACCAGGUCCAGGACGACAACGGCCAUCGUACGUCUACGGUUGGAGACUCCACAUCACUCGUCAGGACCAACAGUCCAUCACCUGACCUGGAGUACAUUCACGACCUGAGCAAUACUUCACAGGUAUGGAACACAGUCGCUACAAGCUGGUUUGUUCUCUCGUCUUUACCAUGGGGUUGCAUCGCUGUCGCUGCUGCAGGUGCUCUAGUCGACCUAGUUGCUUUCGUAGCUCGUCGCUAG
Ascochyta rabiei is the source of this 1578-nucleotide messenger RNA. RefSeq lists its product as uncharacterized. The transcript has a single exon. Bases 1 to 1578 code for a protein of 525 amino acids. The record is from RefSeq and is a predicted model, not a curated record. NCBI's taxonomy places the organism in Eukaryota, Fungi, Ascomycota, Dothideomycetes, Pleosporales, Didymellaceae.